GUCCGGCUCCAGCGCGCCGCGCAGCCCCUGGCAGGCUGGGAUUGCUACAGGCGCCAGGCAGGACUCGCUGGCAGAUUAUGGUUGUGCUAUUCCAGGGGCCAGGCCUACGAGUGCACCACUGCCGCGCGGGGGCUACGGGCUUGCAAGGCGGCCGUGCUCGCAGCUCGGGUUUAUGGUGCCCCGUGCCCGUUCAAGGAGCAGCGUUGAUCCCCGCGGCUCAGGGCAGAGAAGAAUAGCCGCUGGAGAGCUGCACUGCCCUGGCCACUGACGCUAUGGAAGACCGCAUCCGCUGGUCUAGUCUAUAGGAUGGUAGCGCACAGUAAGGUGGCAGCAGAUAAUGCAGUUGCAGCAGACCCGAGAUGUCGACUUGACCCCCCAGCACGGGAUCAUUCUCGGCCUAGAGGCUACCAUGGCCCGGCUCGGUCCAACACUGGGCAGGCACAGAGCGACACACACUUCCGAACUUUCCGCUCACAGGCGGAUUUCAGUAGCAUCACCCGAGCGAGUGCCCUGCUGGAUGCAUGUGGCUUCUACUGGGGUCCACUGACUGUCAGCGCAGCCCACGAGAAGCUGAAAUCUGAGCCUGAGGGCACCUUCCUCAUCAGGGACAGCAGACAAAAAAAUUGCUUCUUUGCCAUCAGUGUUAAGACUGCUACUGGGCCCACCAGCAUCCGAAUAAACUUCCAGGCUGGGCGUUUCAGCCUGGAUGGCAGCAAGGAGAGUUUCGACUGUCUCUUUAAGCUACUGGAACAUUAUAUAAGCUCCCCGAGGAAGGUGCUGGUCACCCCACUACGCAAAGUCCGUUUACGGCCAUUGCAGGAGCUCUGCCGGAAAAGCAUUGUGGCAACAUUCGGGAGAGAGAAUUUAAACCACAUCCCUCUCAAUCCAGUUUUAAAGGACUACCUGAAAUCUUUCCCAUUUCAGAUAUAAAUACAGCAUUAACUGUGCGCAUGUGUGUGUGAGAGAGAGAUGUGUGAAAACAUUUGGGUUUUUUAAUCUAUUUGGGAGUGACCAAAUUUAUAUUUGUAGCAACUUACUGUAUUUUGUGAUGGAACCUGAACACUUGACUUCUUAUGUUUACACAAACUGUUUGCACAAACCCAGGGUUUUUAAACUCUGGCAUUAUUUUUCUGCUGGGCAGAAUAUUCUAUUUUAUAAUAUUUCUAAUGAAAAUAAUGUAAUAAACUUUAUUGUGAAAGUUUUU
This is a messenger RNA of Emys orbicularis (European pond turtle), 1204 nucleotides long. It is a transcript of the gene SOCS1, whose product is annotated as suppressor of cytokine signaling 1. Bases 307 to 930 code for a protein of 207 amino acids. Gene Ontology annotation, molecular function: 1-phosphatidylinositol-3-kinase regulator activity. The transcript has 2 exons. Lineage: Eukaryota; Metazoa; Chordata; Testudines; Emydidae. Gene Ontology annotation, cellular component: phosphatidylinositol 3-kinase complex. Gene Ontology annotation, biological process: intracellular signal transduction; phosphatidylinositol phosphate biosynthetic process. The record is from RefSeq and is a predicted model, not a curated record.